Messenger RNA from Lolium perenne, 1451 nucleotides. Its product is annotated as anthocyanidin reductase ((2S)-flavan-3-ol-forming). Lineage: Eukaryota; Viridiplantae; Streptophyta; Magnoliopsida; Poales; Poaceae. Gene Ontology annotation, molecular function: oxidoreductase activity, acting on the CH-OH group of donors, NAD or NADP as acceptor. The record is from RefSeq and is a predicted model, not a curated record.
UGCAGAUUUGCCAAUGUACGCAUAUAUCUAGACAUAUUUUAUAUUAACAGUCACAGAUUUAUCUAGAUAAGGAUACAUUAAAAUAUAUUAUAAUUUGUAGAUACACAUCUAAAGUAUACCAUCACUUUAGCAGGCACGAGAUAUGUAUGCGUCAUAAUUCGGUGCAGAUACGUACCAGCGCCUACAAAGAUCCACUCCACACCCACCGGGGUAGCAGAACUUCGGUGCUAGAUUUGCCAGGAGAACCAGUAGUGGCCGACCAGCGACAUGACGUCGGUGACAUGUGACCGGACGAGGAGGAAGUCGGCGUGCGUAACCGGAGGGGACGGGUACAUCGCGUCGGCGCUCGUGAAGAUGUUGCUGGAGAAGGGAUACGCCGUGAAGACGACCGUCAGAAAGUCCGAUGACCUGGAGAAGGUACCCCAUCUCAAGGAUUUGCAAGCGCUCGGCCCCUUGGACGUCUUCCGCGCCGACCUGGAAGACGAGGGCAGCUUCGAUGACGCCGUCGCCGGCUGUGACUAUGCCUUCCUCGUCGCCGCUCCGGUUAUCCUGAACGCAGAGAACCCAGAGAAAGAAGUGAUCGAGCUGGCCGUCAAUGGCACCCUCAACGUGAUGAGGUCGUGCGUGAGGGCGGGGACGGUGAAGCGCGUGGUCCUGACGUCGUCGGCGGCGGCCGUCUCCGACCGGCCGCUGCUGGAAGGCGACGGCCAUGUCCUGGACGAGGAGUCCUGGUCCGACGUCGACUUCCUCAGAGAAAACCAGACCAUUGGCUGGGCGUAUGCUGUCUCCAAAGUGCUUGUCGAGAAGGCAGCGUGCGCGUUCGCGGAGGAGAAGGGCAUCAGCCUGGUCACCGUGUGCCCCGUCGUGGUGGUGGGCGCGGCGCCGGCGACGAGGGUAAACACCAGCGUGCUCGACGUCCUCUCCCUGCUAUCCGGCGACGACGACAGGAUCCGCAUCCUGGAACUCAUCCAGAGGGCGUCCGGCUCGAUCGCGAUGGUCCACGUCGACGACCUCUGCCGCGCCAAGAUCUUCGUCGCCGAGGCCGAGGACGAGGCGGCGUCUGGCAGGUAUGUCUGCUGCAGCCUCAACACCACCGGCGUGGAGCUCGCCCGGUUCCUGGCGGCUAAGUACCCGCAAUACAACGUGAAGACCGACCGGUUCAGUGGUCUCCCCGAGAAGCCGAGGGUCCGCAUCUCGUCGGCGAAACUCGUCGGGGAAGGGUUCGAGUUCAGGUACAAGACGCUGGACGAGAUAUAUGAUAACGUCGUCGACUACGGAAGGGCCUUGGGAAUCCUGAAGUACUAGAAUGACGGGCCUGUCCAUAAUUGGAUCUCCGAACCAAACAAUUCGAAUAAACCCAGCUUCUCCUGAAAUCCAAAUUUGCUGAAAUGUGGGUCUUCAGUUUAUAUGAAAAAGGUGAAAAUAUUUAAUGAAAAGUAUUCGUUCACUAA